Messenger RNA from Saccoglossus kowalevskii, 4534 nucleotides. RefSeq names its product zinc finger CCCH domain-containing protein 18-like. Lineage: Eukaryota; Metazoa; Hemichordata; Enteropneusta; Harrimaniidae. The record is from RefSeq and is a predicted model, not a curated record.
GUUAAACGUACCAAACUGGCUGCUAUUCCACGUGACAAUUUUAGACCAAUCACAGUGGGAGAAAUAUGCCCCAUUUUGGAUCGCGGAAUCAACUCAGCUUUCGAAGUGUCUUUUGAAGGAUUCCCUCCAGCUAGUUUUCACAUCGUUUUCUUUAUGCUAUUUUGUUUCUUCGCUUACUUUGGAAUUUUUAUGUAUAACAGUCCAACAAUCACAGUGGCUGCUCCUUGGUGGUAAAACACUGUAUCUGUGCAGGAAUGGAAGAAGAAAUUUCACCUGCAGCUGUGUCAACUGAGGCUGCAGUGGACUCUAUAUCCAGUGAUUCGAAUAGUGAAUGUUCUGAUGUGAAUAAGGCUGAGAAAGAGAAACAAUUACUUGCAGGAAACGAUGAGCAUUGUGUUAGUUUAGAUGAUGUAGCAAGGCAAACAGGGGAAUGUCGCUUAGAAGAUGAGGAUGUUGUCGCUGAAGGAAAAAAAGAAAGCGCUGAAAAUGAAACUCUUGUCGAAAAGGAAUUUAUAUCACCGCAAUCUCCUCGUCACUCCUCUGCUAGUGAAAAUGAUAGUGACAAGGAUGAGGAAACUGUUGUUGCUGAGAAACAAAGUACCUCUGAGGAACCCAGGGAUGCAGGUGUUUGCCCUUCUAAAGACUUCUCAACUAAAACUGAUAGCAGAAAACAUGCCCCUCAAGAUGUCGCAGUUGUUGUUAGUCUUAGGAUCGAUCAACCCAAAAAAAAGGAAAAUCUUGGCAAUCCAGGAAGCCCUGAUCCCUGGGAUACUUGGAGAGCUCUGAAUCAAGCAAAAAACCAAGAGACUGCUGAGGAAAGUGACAGUAGCAUUUCUAGUGACGAUGACAGCAGUGACUUUGCCGAUGAUGAGAGUAAAGACAGUGAUAUAGAUGAUGACUCACAAGAAAGUGGGCACCAUCUUGACAGCAAUGAUAGUGCCCUGCUCCAUCAAAAUAAAGAUAAUGAACAAGUCUGUAUAGACGAUAAUGACAAGAGGAAUGUGGAAAAAGAAACUGAUAUCAUUGAUUGUGACAAUAAAGACAGUGUCAGUGAAGGACAGUGUGACAAACAGGAAAGUAAUGACAACUUAGAUAUUCCUGCACAUAGCGAUAUUAUUGAUCUUGAUAAAAAUGUUGAUGACCAUAAAGACAAUAUUCAAGGUGACGAUAAAAACAGUACUGAUAAAUCUGAUCAUAAAGAAACUGUUGAUGAGAAGUGUGAUAUUAGCAAACAGACUGAAAGUGAGGAGAUUGACAAUGCUGCUUUGACAGCUCUUGCUACGACAGAUCCUUCAAUAGGUGCCUCUAUCACAACAGAUGAUAAAAUUACCCAUGCAGAUGAGGAUGUUGCCAUGGCAUCACCUUCAUCUGAAAAAAUCCGGUCAAACAAAACAAUGCAUCAUCUUGAGGUGCAUGGCGAAGAAGCGGCAGAGUUGGAUUACGACGAGGAGGUGGCCGAAGAUCAUCAGCCGGCGCAGGAGCCGCACAAAAUAGAAGAGGAGCAUGCAAUGAAUGUUGGUAAAGACACUCCAAAGAAAAAGAGUGAUAAAGAGGAUGAUAAAAAUGUUGAGGAAUGCCCAAAAGAGGAUGGUAAAGAAGGCAGUGAGGUUGAUGAUGAUGAAGAUGACGGGGAAGUAAAAGAUGAUGAUGAAGAUGAAGGAGAAGAUAAUGGGGAAAUAGUAGAUGAAGAUGAUUUAGAGGAAGGUGAACUAAAAGAUCCUGUCGGUAGAAGACCCCAAGUACGCCCAAUAUGUAGAUUUUUCAACAAAGGGCAUUGUACGUGGGGAGCUUCAUGUCGGUUCAUCCACCCCGGAAUUAACGAUAAAGGUAACUAUACAUUGAUCCCAGAUAAGAACAAACGUCAGAUGAACCAGGGUUCAUUCGGUGGUGGAAAUGGUCCAUGGGGUUUUGGCCAGGGCCAAGAUGAGGAAGCCUUUGUUUUACCCCCUCCACCUCCUGAGGAACCAGUAGUUGAGUCUGCAUGGGAAAGAGGGCUGAGACAUGCAAAGGAGCUUAAAAAUAAAGCAAACAAGAGGAAAGAACAAGGUACUGACUUUGAGGAAAAGCGUACGCCGGUGAAUUACGGCGAAGAGAGAGAAAAUGAUAAAGAAAAUGAAUACCAUCAACGAGGGAGAUAUGGCAGAGGUGAUGAGUACUACCCGGGCUAUGAAUAUUAUGACGAGUCGUCACAAUACUGGCAAGGAGGACAGUAUGAAAACUUUAGUGUCCGAUGGAUUAGAGAGCCUGAACAACAACAACAACAGCCUCCUCCUCCUCUGCCACCACCCCCUGCAUACGAUCAUUAUAGGGAUAGGCAGCAUGACAGAGAAAGAGAUCGUGAAAGGGAAAGGGAGCGGGAAAGAAGGGAAAGAGACAGACAACCGAGAAAGCGUUUCUCACAGUCUCCCAAUGUGAGGAGGAGGGAAAAGCUACGAGAUAAUCGAGAUGCACGAGAACCUAGGGAAUCGAGAGAUUCAAGGGAUUCUAGAGAUUCAAGAGUGGAUUAUAACAGAAAUAGUCGAAAUCAACGAGAUGACAGGGCGCCCAUUCCACCUGCAACCUCAGCAGCAGCGCCUUCUGCACCCAGGCGUGCUGAUGAAUGGACCGAUCCAUGGAGAAGAUCAAAGUCACCCAAAAAACCACUUGCAACACCAAGAAGAUCUCGUUCUCGCGGUAGGAGGAGACGGCGAUCUUCAUACUCAUCGUAUUCAUCCAGGUCGUCCUAUUCUUCAUCAUACUCGUCUGGAUCUCGGUCGAGAUCGUCAUCUUACUCUUCAUAUUCAAGCCGCUCAAGCCGAUCCAGAUCGUCUUCAGGUAGUUCAUUCCGCAGCGACUCAUACUCACGUUCAAGUUCUCGCUCUCCGUCUCGCACACCUUCGCCGGCGAGGAAAAGCAGACCGCCAGUAUCAAAGCCAGCUUCGAAGAGUGGACCCGCCGGCAAGCCACCUGCCAAGCGGCUACCUUCUCCUGCUGCUGCUAAGUCACCAGCUACAAAACAGCCGACUACGAAACAACCACCUCCGAAGCAACCGCCUGCUAAGCAACUGCCUGCGAAGCAACCACCUGCUAAACAGCCUCCUGCUAAGCAGACCCCUGUAAAGCAGCAACCUACCAAGCCAGCAAUUAAACAACCCAGCAGGCCUCCGCUGCCGCCUUCACCAUUAUCAUCAUCAUCAACAAAACUAAAGCCUCAGAUUAAAGCAAGCGACAAUAAGCAGCCAGCUUCUGCAAAGAGGACUGCCCAGCCCGCAAAGAAGCCGGUUGCAGUCGUAAAACCUAAGCAGGCAGUGCGGCCUCCCAGCCCCAAAAAGCCGCCACAACGGAAAUCCCGUAGUCGAAGUUAUAGUAGUUACAGCAGCCGUAGUCGAAGCAGAAGCAGCAGCUAUAGCAGUUACAGUUCCAGUUACUCUCGUACACCGUCGCACAGUAGGUCGAGGUCUCGUUCGAGGUCACGAUCUCGGUCUCGCAGUAUAAGUAUUAGCAGUGUGUCAUCUGUGUCCAGUGUGUCAUCAGUCAGCUCGAAUGCAAGUGCUGAUUCAGAACAUAUGUACGCCGAUCUAGCUAGUCCAGUCUCGUCGGCAAGUUCUGAGAGAGCAACACCUCCUCCAGCCAAAAAAGAAGCCAAGAGUGGUAAAGACCAAGCCGUGAAACCUAAAGUACCGUCAGUGCCGUCGCCGGCGCAAACUCGGCCUGUGCCUCCUAAAGCUAAACCAGCGACGAAGAAACCGUCUAGCAAAUCCGUUACGCAGAAAUCACUGAAGCCUGCAAGGCCUGUGAAGUCUUUACCACCAGCUACCAGGCCGGGUAAACCGCCCGAACCAAAAGGGAAGCCAAAGGAGGACAAGGUAACCGAAGCACCACGCGUAACCAAACCCCCAGCGACAUCCAGUACUGCUGCACCAACAAGUCGCACCGCUAAUCCAUUGAAAAUCAGUGCACAUAAAGAUAUUAAACUGACCCUCCUUAAAAAGCCAGUGGCAGAGAAACCAACAACAACAUCUGCUGCAUCAUCCACUGCAUCUAAAAAACGAUUUGCAGGUAGCAAUGACGAAGCCCCUCCUCUGAAGAAAGUGCGACCCUCACCAGCCGUAAAACCUGCCGGGUCAUCGUCGUCAUCCUCUUCUUCAUCAGACAAAGAGCGUAAAACUAUUACAAAGCCCGCAGCUGCAGCCAAGAAGCCUACCAAAGAAGUAACUAAACCGACAGUAACCAAGCCCAACCAGCCGGUCACCAAAACGGUGAAACCUACCAGCGAGAAGAAAACCGCUUUGCCAGCACCCAAAGCUUUAGCAAAGCCCGCCACUCCACCAGUCGUUAAAGCAGGUGCUGCCCCUGCUACCAAACCAAAGACUGCAUCACGUCGAGAGGAACUGUUGAAACAGUUACGGGCAGUGGAAGACGCCAUUGCAAGGAAGAGAGCCAAGAUGCAAUAGCAAAUUGAAAUAUUGUGAAAAUAAUUCCCCCAACUUGAUACUGCCAAUUGUCAUCUUUUGUGGCUGUGAUAACAAAAUAAAAAUUCAGAUGCUAUUUGUCC